UUUCACGGCAAACGAUGACCACUGUCACACUGGAUCAUUAGCAGAAUGAAUGAAUGGCUUAAAAACCCUACCUUUUUUUCGUUCUUGUUCUAGUCGCCGCCUUUCUCUUCAGUUACAGCUUCAACGCUUUCUCCAUUGGAUAAAUUGAAAAUGAGUCGAGGUAAUGCAGCGGGACCCAAGGGGAAGAAGAAGGGAGUUACCUUCACUAUUGAUUGUUCGAAGCCAGUGGAGGAUAAGAUCAUGGACAUUGCCUCACUGGAGAAAUUUCUUCAGGAGAGAAUAAAGGUUGGAGGGAAGGCUGGUGCGCUUGGUGAAACUGUAACUCUCACCCGCGAUAAGAGCAAAAUCAUUGUCACUUCUGAUGGGGCCUUCUCCAAGAGGUAUCUGAAGUACUUGACCAAAAGAUACUUAAAGAAACAUAACGUACGGGAUUGGCUCCGAGUGAUUGCAUCCAACAAGGAUCGAACUGUUUAUGAACUAAGGUACUUCAACAUUGCCGAGAAUGAAGGCGAGGAAGAAGAUUGAUAUCUGGGAACAAUCAGUUGUAAUGCUACUUGUUUUUUAUCUUUUUAUUUUUCAGUAUCUGAUUGUUUGAGGCUUUGAACAAUCAGGUUUACAAAACUUGUUUUAGUUAUUGAAUAUGAGAUUUAGAAAUGCCUCUGUUUCACCAAUUGAAUGUAUUUUAUGUUGUGAUAUUGUUAUUAAGCUUAGAAUGAUUUGGAGUUCGAACAGAAUUGAAUCCACCUAUGACCAUUCUUCUGAUGUGUUA
Messenger RNA from Durio zibethinus, 769 nucleotides. RefSeq names its product large ribosomal subunit protein eL22y. Gene Ontology annotation, cellular component: ribosome. Gene Ontology annotation, molecular function: structural constituent of ribosome; RNA binding. The record is from RefSeq and is a predicted model, not a curated record. NCBI's taxonomy places the organism in Eukaryota, Viridiplantae, Streptophyta, Magnoliopsida, Malvales, Malvaceae. Gene Ontology annotation, biological process: cytoplasmic translation.